AUGGGAGCUGUGAUGAGUUGGUUUGAUGGGCUCUUCGCCAAGAAGGACGCAACCAUCUUAAUGGUGGGACUUGAUGCAGCAGGUAAGACAACUAUUCUUUGGAAACUUAAACUCAACGAGGUCCAACAGACAGUUCCGACCCUUGGGUUUAAUGUUCAAACGGUGGAGUACAAAAAUGUAAAAUUUCAUUUGUGGGAUGUCGGAGGGCAAAAGUUGCUACGCUCUCUUUGGAAGCACUACUAUGAGGGUGCAAACGCCAUCAUUUUUGUUAUUGACAGCAACGACAGGGAUCGGGUGCGUGAGGCGAAGCAGGAGCUGGAAAAGCUACUACUCGAACCGUUGCUAGCAAAGGCGACUGUACUUGUUCUGUGUAACAAACAGGACCUUCCACACCGCCUAACGCCUGCAGAGUUGGUGGAACAACUCGGCUUCCGCGACACUAGCGAAAAAGGACUUGCCACCGCAUUGCAGGGACGCCAGUGGUAUGUCCAGGGUUGCUGUGCGCAUACAGGUGAUGGACUCUUUGAGGGUUUGGACUGGUUGUGUAGUCACCUUCCCGACGCCGAGUAA
Messenger RNA from Trypanosoma theileri, 570 nucleotides. RefSeq names its product ADP-ribosylation factor. The record is from RefSeq and is a predicted model, not a curated record. Gene Ontology annotation, cellular component: cytoplasm. Gene Ontology annotation, biological process: vesicle-mediated transport; intracellular protein transport. The coding region runs from base 1 to 570 and encodes 189 amino acids. NCBI's taxonomy places the organism in Eukaryota, Euglenozoa, Kinetoplastea, Trypanosomatida, Trypanosomatidae. Gene Ontology annotation, molecular function: GTP binding; GTPase activity. The transcript has a single exon.